This is a messenger RNA of Saccostrea cuccullata (small rock oyster), 637 nucleotides long. RefSeq lists its product as uncharacterized. The transcript has 7 exons. The annotation marks the transcript as partial. The record is from RefSeq and is a predicted model, not a curated record. Lineage: Eukaryota; Metazoa; Mollusca; Bivalvia; Ostreida; Ostreidae.
UCAGGCAGAUACCUUAUUAGACCUCAAGUCUUGCCAAUAACGUCUAACUUGAAAAAACUGCAAUAUGACAAGUUUAAGCCUAAGAAAACAACUCUAUGUUUUAAUCUUUCUAUCAGAGACAAUGCCCACAAUGGAAGUUUAUUGCCCUGCAUCCGAACCAACUAUGAGAGAGGUACAAACUUGUCCAACAACUUUAGAAGCGCUUAAGACAGCAAUGAGAAUUAAAAAUUGUGAGAGCAUGUCAACCAUGCAAAACUGCACAUCUGCCGAAAAUUUUCGAUACCACUGUGUGCUGCAAAUGAAUCUGAAUAAACUCGUAGACGUCUGCGCGCCAUCAAUAUAUUCACAGGGCAAAUGCGUUAAAUAUGAUACUGUUGGGAAAGGAAUUCAACAAAUUGAGGAAAAAUCUUGCCAGCAUUACAAAAAUCCUUGUCCUAUUGGGUUUUCAUCGUGGAAUUCAACUGCCUAUGCAGAUUGCUAUAUGCUAUUGGAAGACUUAAAAGAAAAUGAUGAUAGUACAACGGAAAAUAUUUUGCCGAUUAUCGCAAUCGUGGUAUUUGUUGUGCUUUUUCUCGUGUUACUUGUCAUCGGUCUCGUUAUAAAACGAAGAAAAGGACAUAAAGAAGCUGAAAAUAAU